Molecule: messenger RNA, 1906 nt
Organism: Anoplopoma fimbria (sablefish)
Lineage: Eukaryota; Metazoa; Chordata; Actinopteri; Perciformes; Anoplopomatidae
Product: B2 bradykinin receptor-like
Exons: 2
Coding region: 72-1148 (358 amino acids)
Biological process (GO): G protein-coupled receptor signaling pathway; immune response; neutrophil chemotaxis
Cellular component (GO): membrane
Molecular function (GO): bradykinin receptor activity
Source: RefSeq, a predicted model, not a curated record
GACUAGUAGAAGGGGUAACUGGAGCAGUGCAGCGUGUCUGAACAUUUCACAUCUGGACUUCCUCAGAAAAAAUGACUCUACUGCCUACAAGCAUCCCUGCUAACUUCACCACUGCGGUUAUGAAUGGGGACCAAAACAAAACAAAUGUCACUGAGUGUCAUCCAACAGACUUGAAGGAAUGGAACGUCAAUGUGAUCCCAGUGUAUAUCCUGAUCAUCGCUGUGCUGGGAAUCGUGUUGAAUUUGUUUGUACUGAUGGUUUUCUGCCUUCAUAAGAAGGCCUGCACCAUGGCUGAGAUCUACCUGAGCAACAUGGCCGCUGCUGACCUCUUCCUAAUGGUUUUUAUGCCAUUUUGGGCAGUGUAUGCAGCCAAAAACUUCAACUGGCCCUUUACUGAUCCCCUGUGCCCACUGAUCACCCUCGCCAUCAACAUGAACGCCUACUGCAGCAUCUACUUCCUCGUUCUGAUUAGCAUAGAUCGUUAUAUGGUACUGGUGCACCCGCUGUCCCAUGAGGGAAUGCGUCGGCCAAAAUGUGCCAAACUGGGCUGUUUGGUGGUAUGGUGUUUUGGCUUGUUCCUGAGUAUACCAACACUCGUCUACAGGAAAGUAAAAUAUUACCCUGCCUCAAAUGCUAGUUUUUGCCAAUUGGUUUACCCAAGUCCCACCGUAGGGCAUGUGUCUGAUGUGAUGCUGAUGAUGUUCGGCUUCAUCAUCCCCAUUUGCAUUAUUUCCUUCUCCACUUUCAGGAUUAUUAAAGCACUGAAUAACAGGUUAACUGUUGGGUCAAACACCAAGAAGGUGGAUCACAAGGCCACCAAUCUGAUGCUGGCGGUCCUCUUGGCGUUUAUGAUCUGCUGGGUGCCUUUCCACCUGAUUAAGAUACUCGCAUUGUUCGUGUAUGCUAAAGUCCUGACAGGGUGUACCCUCAAUGCCAUCCUACCUAUCUGCAUGUCAGUCUUCAUGUAUUUAGCCUUCUUCAACAGUGUUCUUAACCCCAUCCUCUACGUUAUUGUAGGAAAAAACUUCCGUAAAAAAGUUAGGGAACUCUUCAAGCAGUGGAGCUUUACCAGAACAAUGACCCUCAGCACCGCUUCGACACGCUCAAACAUGUCGAAAAGUGUUCGUACUGAGAAUGUCUCAGGCUGAUAAUUAAACUGUUAGAUAUUUGAUUGUUUGCUCUCAACACACUCAGUGAUGUACAAUUGUUCGAUGAGAACCUGUGACUCAAUUUACCGUAUAAACACUUAUGCCCUAUAACUGUUGUUUCAUUAGAAAUUAUUUCAGACCUCAUACAAAACAUACAAACAGCACUAACAGAUUGUUUUAGUGCAGAAGUAAUGGGCGCAAACCACUAAAAUGGAGUAAUGUCAGACAAGCUGGAAACAGACUUUGUGUCUCUGUGUAACAGCAACGGUUUAAAGUCUUAAUAUGACACCCUAAUGGUAGGUUGUUUUCUUUCUCGCCUGCAUGCAUGUCUCAGGAUAUGUGUGUGAAGCUGUUUCUCUGUACUGUACAGUGUUGCUCUAACUGUCUUGUUAUAUACGUUUUAAUGUUAAACAUACAAAAACAAACCCUGCCAUAAUUUAUAACUGUAAUUAUCUCUUUCUGACGCUGGAACUCAUGUAACCUUUUUUUUGACUCCAGAGAGCUAACAUAACAGAAUAGCCACCUACACACUGUUCAUACAUUUACAUGACAUAAUAGAGAGGUUGUUUUACUAUUCAAAGUCACAAUGGUGUGAAGAGUAGUGAGUACAUGUUGGUGUUUCUUUACAGCUUGAACAAACAUCACUGUUGAUGGAAUAACCUCUGUGUUUCAAUUGUGAAUCUAUUUGCAUCAUCAAUGUAAUGUUAACCUGGAGUGGCAUAUACGCAUGCUGAUCUAUGAAUAAACUUGCACCAAUG